Hemicordylus capensis (graceful crag lizard) is the source of this 2277-nucleotide messenger RNA. It is a transcript of the gene IRF5, whose product is annotated as interferon regulatory factor 5. The coding region runs from base 340 to 2049 and encodes 569 amino acids. Gene Ontology annotation, cellular component: nucleus. The transcript is spliced from 10 exons. Lineage: Eukaryota; Metazoa; Chordata; Lepidosauria; Squamata; Cordylidae. The record is from RefSeq and is a predicted model, not a curated record. Gene Ontology annotation, biological process: regulation of transcription by RNA polymerase II; immune system process. Gene Ontology annotation, molecular function: protein binding; RNA polymerase II cis-regulatory region sequence-specific DNA binding; DNA-binding transcription factor activity, RNA polymerase II-specific.
UGCUGCUGCGCGGCGAAGGGCGCGGCGUGCUCCAGGGGCUGGCUGGCCCGGCAGCCACGCGUGGGCGGCAGAGGCGGGCCGGAUCGGGGCAGCCCCGCGUGGACAGCCGCCGCCGGGCUGGGAGCCGCUCAGUGGCCCGCCGGAAGGGAGGCACCUGCCCGCCUGGCCGCCGCGGCCCCGUCGGGGGCGGGCCGGCUCGGCUCGGCUCGGCUCCUCCCCGCGGAAACUGCUGCUUGGCGGAGAGAGACGCGGCAGAGCCAGCAGCGGCCGCUGCGACGCCUUCGACGGGCAGCGAGGCAGAUCGGCCUCUUUCCUCAUUUCAAGAAUGAACCCUCGACAAUGAGUCACGUCUCCAGGGAGGAGAAUGUUCUCGGCCUCCAUGCACCCAUCACUUUCAGUUCCUGCAGCCUCCUGGCGAAAGAACAGGAGGACAGAGGGUCACUGCCGGGGUCUUGGCCCCCUCUUUCUCCUCCGUCCAGCAGCUCCUGCUACCCCUCUAACUUGCAACUGGUGAAGGAGCAGGUCGGGAUCCCUGCAGUCAGUGGCAUCGUCGCCAUGAGCUCCCACCCUCGCCGCAUCCGCCUGAAGCCCUGGCUGGUGGCGCAAGUGAACAGUGGGCAGUAUCCAGGCCUCCGUUGGGUGGACGCUGAGCGGAAGCAUUUCUAUAUCCCGUGGCGCCAUGCCACCCGGCACGUCCCCAGCCAGGAAGACGAGAACACCAUCUUCAAGGCCUGGGCCAAAGAGACUGGCAAGUACAAUGAAGGGGUGGACGAGCCGGAUCCUGCCAAGUGGAAGGCCAACCUGCGCUGUGCCCUGAACAAGAGCCGGGAGUUCAACCUGAUCUACGACGGGACCAAGGACACCCCCAUGCAGCCCUUUAAGAUCUACGAGGUGUGCGAUGUUCCGCAUCACAACGGAGAUCCCUUUGCUGGAGAUGGAGAUACGUGUGAAGAAGAAGAAGAGUUGCAGAGGAUGAUGCCCACGCUGAAGAUUGCAGACCCUGCCCGUGGGGUGGAGCCGCUGCCCCCUUACCCGUGGCUGAAGCAAGAGGUCCUCUACUCCAGCUCCUGUGGCAAUGGUGCCUUUCCUCACUUGGCGCCCCCGGACGUCCCCGUGGCCCCCCCUGCCCCGCGCCCCGCCGGUGCCUUUGUGGUCGGAGGGGAGUCCCCCGCGCCAAGCUUUGCUGAGCCCCCCGGCCCUGGAAACGUGCCCAUGCCGAGAGACCUGGAGCCCCUCCCGCAGGGGGCCUGUCCGGUGGUGCCCAUGGAGCAGUUCAUCCCGAAUCUGCUCAUCAGCCCGCACAUGCUGCCACUGACCGACCUGGAGAUCAAGUUCCAGUACCGGGGCCGCUCCGCGGGGGGCCUGACCAUCAGCAACCCCCACGGCUGCCGCCUCUUCUACAGCCAGCUGAAGCCCACCCAGGAGCAGGUGGAGCUCUUUGGGCCGGUGACGCUGGAGCAGGUGCGCUUCCCCAGCACAGAGGCCGUGCCCAACGAGAAGCAGCGCUUCUACACCGACCAGCUGCUGGACGUCUUGGACCGGGGCCUCAUCCUGGAGCUCCAAGGGCAGGACAUCUACGCCAUCCGCCUCUGCCAGUGCAAAGUCUUCUGGACGGGCCCCUGCGCCGCCGGGGAGCUGACCCGGCCCAACCCCAUCGAGCGGGAGAAGAAAGUGAAGCUCUUCAGCCUGGAGAACUUCCUCAACGGACUCAUCAUGUUCCAGAAGGGCCAGAGCACCACCCCACCGCCCUAUGAGAUCUUCUUCUGCUUCGGAGAAGAAUGGCCCGACCGGAAGCCUAAAGAGAAAAAGCUCAUCACCGUCCAGGUGGUGCCGGUAGCUGCCCGGAUCCUGCUGGAGAUGUUCUCCGGGGAGCUCUCCUGGUCCGCCGACAGUGUCCGCCUGCAGAUCUCCCACCCCGACCUCAAGGACAAGAUGGUGGAGCAGUUCAAGGAGCUGCACCAGCUCUGGCAAACCCAGCAGAUGGUGCCGAGCCUGGAGCCCGCAGGGGCCGGCACGUGGGCGAUGCAGACCAGCAGCCUGCACCAGUGAGGCGAGGUGUUCCUGGUUCCUUUGUGGCCACUGCCUCAUCUGGGGCUGGGCUGGCUCCUGGUCCCAGGAGGAUGGAGCCAUUUCCGCUCUGUGGGGACUGCCCCCUCCAGGUCCCAGCCUGGGAAGUCCACGGGAGACUGGCUCCGAAGCAGGAGCAGCAGUGGCGGCAGGAGGGGCUCAGGCCUUCUGCUGCUGGGAAACUCCUCGAGGGAGGGAGAGACCCCAGCU